Pyricularia grisea is the source of this 5420-nucleotide messenger RNA. RefSeq lists its product as uncharacterized. The record is from RefSeq and is a predicted model, not a curated record. Bases 1 to 4830 code for a protein of 1609 amino acids. Gene Ontology annotation, molecular function: phosphorelay sensor kinase activity. The transcript is spliced from 2 exons. Gene Ontology annotation, biological process: phosphorelay signal transduction system; phosphorylation. NCBI's taxonomy places the organism in Eukaryota, Fungi, Ascomycota, Sordariomycetes, Magnaporthales, Pyriculariaceae.
AUGACGCUCCCAGGCGCGGCUUCGUCGAGCCAAUCUUCUAACCUUGACAGAUAUCAGUCUGUACCGCACACCUCCCUGCCUCCGGAGAAUUCCCACCGGGAUCCGUCCUCACAAGUUCUACCCCCUUCCGACCCGCAGCGGCCCUCGGACUUAGCUCCGAGUGCGCCACCCGCCGCUCCGGGAUCCCUCGACCGCCCGCAUCUCGACAACGUAACCCCGCGCCUAUAUCGCGAGCGAAACCCCGAGUCGUUCCGGAAUGGUGGGACUUACUCUUCGGUGAUUGCGGAACAGCGCUACGGGAAGGGCGCCGGGAAGCAAUCGGCUACACUACCUGUCUUACAGGCCAAGUCCGACUCGAACUCGUCGCAGAGGAAGCGGCAGCAGCAGGGCACCGGAGACGGUCCCGCGCAAGCUCCUGACAGUCGUGGUCUGGGGCCAGCUGCCGACGUUAACGACGGUCGUCUGUCUGGCUCCCGCUGGAAGAAGCCGCGUCUUGAUUCCCCCCGCAGCAUCGAUCUCAGCUCGCUCGUCUCGCCGAAGGUAUACACGACAAUUGAAGAUCCUACGUCUCCAAUAUUCUUCUCUUCGACCAGCUCACGGGCCAACAUGACGCGACCGCAUCCAAAAUAUGCAACGGCCGAGGCCACGGCGAACAUGAUAGAUCGCAUGCGGCAGCCCGAAUCAGUCACAACACAUCAGCUCGCGAGGGGGAGCAUAGACUCUAACAGUCCCGCGAGGUCUGUUAGUACCCAUGCAAGUUGGCCCUUUGAAGGGAGGGGUUCUUCCAAGAGCCCUGGUUCAGUACCCUCACACCUGCAAUCGCUUCAGUCUAUCGGUACUGUUGAGUUUCUGGAACAGGAUGAGCGGCCUACAUUUGUUGUUGAUCUUACGAGCGUGGCUUCGUCGAGUCCUGAGCAGCUUCCCAUUAUGUUUUCUAAUGCGGCGUUGCGCGCGUCGCCUAUGCUUCUCGACCUCUUGUCACCCGACACGUCCGAAUCACCUGCUAGUAAGGAGUUCGCCAGGUUCAAGGCAUGGGUUGUGAGCUACAUCAAGGACAAACAGUCCACGGACGUUCUGCUGCCAUCAACAGCAUAUGGAAAUGUUACAUGGACUUGUUGGACGCUUCGAAAGAGGUAUCGUGUAGUGAGCGGGUCGUGGCUUGCGGCAGCCGACGCCAAGGAAUCCACGCAGCUGCAUCGCACAUCUCCGAUAACAGUUAUCGAAACAUCCCGGGCCAGUACCCCAGAUCUGGGCCCUACCACACCGCGUGAACAGAAUGCAGAGAAUGACGACUACUUCGGCCCAACAGAGGAUACUAUGCAACACUAUGACCUCGUGAUGGCAGAGUCUCCAGCCGACUUUUACUCAGAAGCCGAUCCUGCCCGGCUGGGUCUUCACAUGGCUGAGACCACGGGGGAACCUGGCCGCACUUCAUUUGACUGGACCAGGAUCGCGGUUCAUCCGGGUUUGGACGCACACUUCAUUUUUGCGCGGUCCAUUGACUGGGCUCGAACUUCACUGGGGCCCAUGGAGCACUGGCCGCCGGACCUUCGUGUUAUGUCUAACCUUAUCAUGGGGAGUCCUAACCCGGCCGCCAUGUACUGGGGCGAGGAGUACACGGCAAUCUAUAACGAGGCUUACACCCAGCUGGCAGGUCAGAAACACCCCAUGAUGAUGGGAACCUCAUACAUUCAUGUCUGGGCCGAGAUCUGGGACUCGAUCAAACCGGUUUUUGAGAAUGCGUGGAACCGAGGCCAGGCAACCAUGAAAAAUGACGACCAGCUAUUCAUCAUCCGGAACGGGUUUUUGGAAGAGACAUAUUUCAGUUGGUCCAUCAUUCCGCUGGUUGGCGGAGAUGGUAACGUCGUCGCGCUCUACAAUCCGGCGUGGGAGAACACACGCCGCAAGGUCAACGAGAGGAGGAUGCAGACACUGGGGGUAAUUAACGAGAAGACAGCGCCGGCGAGAGACAUCAAGAGCUUUUGGCAGUUGGCACUCAAGGGACUCGAGUUCAACGAAUUCGACAUACCGUUCGUCUUGAUGUACUCGACCUGUCCCGACGAGUCAGAAAGCGAGGUUUCAUCUUUGCACUCGGGAAGUUUGGCGAACCCGCCCACCGUGGUAUUAGAAGGAUCCUUGGGAGUGCCAGCAGGCCACCCAACCGCAGUAAAGUACCUCGAUCUGCGCACCAGUGAUGAAGGAUUUGCGCCGUACAUGCGCGAAGCUAUGAGCUGUACCGACAGUCCUAUAGUUUUGAGCAAAGAAUCCGGGACAUUGCCGCACCAUCUGAUCAACGGUUUCGAGGGACGAGGGUUUGGAGACCCCGCAAGGACUAUCGUUGUUUUCCCUGUUCACCCAACGCCAACAGGCGAAGCUGUUGCGGGCUUCAUCGUAAUGGGCACCAACCCGAGAAGACCGUAUAAUGAAGACUUUGAACUGUUUAUCAAACUCCUCUCCCGCGCGCUGGCCACGUCCAUGGCCUCGGUUGCGCUUUUCGAGGAAGAGAUUAGGAAGGGCCAGAAAGCGGCACGGAUAGCUGCUCUAGAUCGCCAAGAACUCUCAUUACAGUUGCGCCUUCGAACUCAAGAGGCUGUAGAAAGCGAGUACAAGUUCAGCAGGAUGGCCGAAUUUGCACCUGUGGGCAUGUUCAUUACGAAUAACCAAGCCAAGAUCACUUAUAGCAACGAUAUGUGGUGGCAGAUAUCACGGCAUCCGCGGUCGCAUGACACGUUGGGGAGCUGGAUGCAGAGCGUGCGCGAUGAGGAUCGGCCUGGGCUAGAGGAAGUGUGGACCAAGCUUAUGACUGAAAAGGUGACUACUACGCAUGAAUUUCGGUUCAAGUCGAGCAGUCAGGCCGAGGGACAUCCGGUCGAUACAUGGGUCCUGCUGAGUGCUUUCCCCGAGAAGGAUGCCAACGGUGACCUCAAGCGCAUUUUCGGCUGCAUAACCGACAUCACCCAACAAAAGUGGGCUGAGACGUUCCAGCGACAAAGGAGGGAGGAAGCGGUCGAGUUGAAGCGCCAGCAGGAGAACUUUAUCGACAUGACCAGCCACGAGAUGCGCAAUCCACUCAGCGCCAUUCUGCAGUGUUCCGACGAGAUCACGAGUGGACUAGCACGGUUCCGCAGCAGCAACCAGACGUUGGAUAUGGACUUGCAGCUUCUCAUGGAUGGUUGUCUUGAGGCUGCCAACACCAUAGCCCUCUGUGCCAGCCACCAAAAACGCAUCGUCGAUGACAUCUUGACCUUUUCCAAACUUGAUUCACAGCUGCUUCUUGUGACGCCGGUUGAUGCACAGCCAAUAGCUGCUGUUCAGAAGGUCCUCAAGAUGUUCGAAUCUGAAAUCAGGAGCAAUCAAAUUCGGGUCGAAUUCCGGGUCGAAAAGUCGUACGAGGAGCUUGGUGUUGAUUGGGUCAAGAUCGAUCCCUCGAGACUGCAGCAGAUUCUGAUAAAUCUCAUGACCAACGCCAUCAAGUUUACCAAUGCGCGUGACUCGCCGACCAUCAUCGUCAGCAUGGGUGCCAGCCGGAACAACGGGGACGGGGCGGCGCCGGUGUCUGGGCUGAACUACUUUCCGACUCGCUCACCAGCCACUGAAAAUAUCACCGACAAGCCCGAAUGGGGUAGUGGAGAGAAGGUCUACCUCCACUUCUCCGUCACCGACACUGGACCGGGCUUGGAUGCUAAGGAGAAGAAGCUGCUGUUCCACAGGUUCUCACAGACAUCUCCCCGAACACACGUGCAGUAUGGCGGGUCGGGGCUCGGUCUCUACAUCUCAAGAAUUCUAUCCGAGCUCCAGGGUGGGCAGAUAAGCGUGGUUAGCGAGAAGGGCGUUGGAAGCACAUUUGCAUUUUACAUUCAGGCCCGCAAGGUAGACCCUGCGAAUAUAUCCCCCAACGAGUUCGCGGCAGAUUUUUCCCUGAAGGUCGAUGUUGCAGCAGCAUCCAAGAGCAAUGGCGGCGCCGCUAGCAGUAGUAGCAGCAUCGCCAAGCCAACUCCGUUGUCUGCCAUAGAAGGCGCAUCCUACACGCUCGGAAAGACUACCAUUAGCCCUACAACGACGUCACCUGUGCCAACUAUGAACGGAGGAUCACCGCAACGGCACCGAGAUGUAAUUAAUGCAUCAGGAGCGACGACUAGGAGCCCGACACCAGGCGCAACCCAGCAGAACCAUCGUCCCCUCGAUGUGCUCAUAGUCGAGGAUAAUCUGGUAAAUCAGCGGGUGCUACAACGACAGCUUGUCAGGUGCGGCAACAACACGCUCGUGGCCAACCAUGGGCAGGAGGCACUUGCGACCUUGCGGAGGUCACGAUUCUGGCGGCAUGGGGUUCUUGAAGAACAGCAGCAUCAGCUUGGCGGUACUGCAGAGCAAUUACUGAAGCUGGGGACAACCACGUCCGAGGACCCACCCACCCCGGAUACAAGCAUGACAAGUACAGGCCAGCAGGAGACCAACAUCAACAUUUCUGUCAUAUUGAUGGACCUUGAGAUGCCAGUCAUGGAUGGCAUGACGUGUGCGCGCCGGAUUCGGGAGUUGGAGGAGCUAGGGGUUAUUGCGCACCACAUACCAAUUAUCGCAGUGACGGCGUAUGCGCGGCCCGAGCAGAUUGAAACCGCGAAGGCUGCCGGCAUUGACGACGUCAUUUCGAAACCGUUUCGCAUACCCGAGCUCAUACCCAAGAUAGAGGAGCUGGUGUCGAAGUUUGACACGGACGCUGCUACUUUUGGCUCCAGUAGUAUGGACAUCUCACCCGCUGAGCCCAUGGCCACUUCAACACCUACUGCCACCGCGCCUCCGCCGCCCCCUGCUGCAACGACUGCGGUUGCAUGACGGGCUUGGUAAUCAUUUCGUCUUUUGCGAUACCUAUACAUAACUACCUGUAUCGCACAUACACUUGUCGCCGCUCGACCUUUGAUUUAUCACCUUUUUUCUUUUCUUUGUUUGGUUGGUUUCUUUGGCUCUUAAUCCAAUGAUGAUACAUGGUGGGCUCGGAGUUGCUGUUUCACCCUUUUAUUUACUCUCUUUUGUUUCGUUUGGGCUGUUGGUUACAGGAUACCACUAUAUGGAAGGCGUCUGGGUGGAAAUAGAUAGACAUGAGGCCAUUGUAGGAUGCAUUAAGGCUGGCUGGUUCGUGUUUUUCUUUCUGAGGUUUUCGUUCUUUUUUGUUGUUGUGUGGGUUGGUUUCUUUCAAACAUAUAUCCCAGCAGCAGUCUACAGCCCUGGGACGAGAAUGAAGCAACGAGUCAACGAUUGGAAUGUUACCUGACUAUGCAUCUUGCUCGUUAUUAACCAUGUGGAAGGGGAUCUUUGGGAGGGGUCGCCUUCAGACUGUGGUUCCUACAUGGCAGACCGAUCGUGGUACAGGGAGAAACUAGGAUGAUUCUCACUCUCACUGUGAUGAAAAGCAACUUAUCUAGAAA